Messenger RNA from Cucumis melo (muskmelon), 1613 nucleotides. RefSeq lists its product as uncharacterized. Gene Ontology annotation, molecular function: protein binding. The transcript has 3 exons. NCBI's taxonomy places the organism in Eukaryota, Viridiplantae, Streptophyta, Magnoliopsida, Cucurbitales, Cucurbitaceae. The record is from RefSeq and is a predicted model, not a curated record. Bases 178 to 1467 code for a protein of 429 amino acids.
CCCCCAGAAAAAAAAGUAUGAAACAGAUUUAAAGCCUGAAAUGUACGCUAUAUGGAAAAAAUAGAAAGGUGAACUCAACUCACCAGCCUCCUCUUCUUCAUUUUCUCUUCAGUCUUCAACUUCAAGUAAUUCCCUUCAUAUUUUUGGUGUGUUUCUGGUUAGUCUUCAAGCUUGAAAAUGGCGUCGAUUCAUCCGUCGGAGCUCGACUCCAACGCCACCGACUCAGUAGCGUCGUCGCCGAGAUCCGACCACCACUUUAAUUUAUCUAACGACCCACAUGCUCGAGUUCGAUUCAUGUGCAGCUUCGGUGGCAAUAUCUUACCCCGACCGCACGAUAAUCAACUCCGAUACGUCGGUGGUGAGACUCGCAUUGUUGCUGUUCAACGCUCCACCACUUUCUCCCACUUCCUUGCCAAACUCGCUAAGAUCACUGGUACAAUUAACAUGAGCAUAAAGUACCAGCUUCCCAAUGAAGAUCUCGACGCCUUGAUUUCAGUGUCAACAGACGAGGAUGUGGAAAAUAUGAUGGACGAGUACGACCGGCUUGUACAGAAUCACAAUCCGAAAUCGGCGAGGCUCCGAUUGUUUCUGUUUCCUAGAGGGGAAGAUUCCAGAGCCAGUAGUAUUAAUUCCCUGCUCGGCGGUUCUACAAAUCGGGAUCACUGGUUCCUUGACGCUCUCAACGGCGGUGCUCCAGUGCCAGAGCUCGAGCGUGGCCGGUCGGAAGUUUCAUCCAUCGUCUCUGAAGUACCGGACUAUUUGUUUGGUCUGGACAAUCAGGAUGAUACUUCGACUCAUUCACGAGAACCCAAAUCGAAGAGUCGAUUUAAUUUGAAUCCGUCUGAGAAUGUUUCGGUUUCGGAUCCUGGAUCGCCUUCCCCUGUUGUGCCGUCGGCGACUUGUGUGACUUCGAUGCCCAAUCUUCCCCCAGUUAAAACCCGUCCCGACACGCCGUCGCCGAGGGCGGAGCCGGUUGAUAAAACGCCGGAGAAUUGUGAACCUCCGGCUAUACCUUUCUCUCAACCGCCGGGGUAUCCGAAUAGCCCGAUGAUGCAUUAUUUCCCGGGAACAAAUUAUCCGGGUCACCACCAACAGGUUGUAUACGUUCUUCCCGGACAGAUUCCGCCUGGAAAUGUUCCGGUCCAGCAUAUUCCGAUCCAGACUCAGCCGUCGUACGUUCAACAGUUCCAACCGGUGGGUGGCGGUCAAGUGCCCUUAGCAUAUCACCACCCAGUUACGAUGGGCGGUCAAGUGUACGGGGGAGGAAUGGGUCCGGUAAGUGGUUAUGAUCCACAGGCGGAAGCGGUGAGGAUGGCUGCUGAUGGCGUAAGUCAGCAGAUGUAUUAUGGAGUCCAAAAUGCUGCGAGGGCUCCGCCGUAUGCGAUGGGUAUGAUGGGAGGUCCGGUGGCGGAAGAAGCUCGGGGAAGUGGAUCGGAAACAAGAACGGGUAGCAGAGUAUCGCCAUAGCAAUAGCAAGAGAGGGUUGAAAGUGAAUUUGAUUAAAAUUGGGAUUUGUAAUUAGUGGUUAAUUUUGGGUGUUGGUUGAUUGAUUAAACCCAUAAUGUAAAAUUGGUGUUUUCAAGCUGCAAAUACAAUAUUUUUACUUCUACAUA